Molecule: messenger RNA, 604 nt
Organism: Sardina pilchardus (European sardine)
Lineage: Eukaryota; Metazoa; Chordata; Actinopteri; Clupeiformes; Clupeidae
Product: multivesicular body subunit 12B-like
Exons: 5
Coding region: 224-604 (126 amino acids)
Biological process (GO): viral budding; virus maturation; regulation of epidermal growth factor receptor signaling pathway
Cellular component (GO): ESCRT I complex; late endosome
Source: RefSeq, a predicted model, not a curated record
CGUGAGCGCGCAGGGAACAGGUGGUGUUCCCCGCGUAUCGCCAGCACAAAAUGAGGUCAUUGUUCGGGCGGCACGUUAAUCAUUUCCAGCGUUCAUGAUAGCUGCCAAUGAUCACGGAAGAAGCUCAAGUCCCCGUUUAAAGACACUGAUCGAAACGAGGAAAAGAAAACGAAACAGCAUAUUCUGUUGAAGUUAACUCCACCUGGUGUGCCUCUUUAACACGAUGCCUGAGGUGAAGGAGGUGUCCGGAGCCCAGCCCCCUGUGACGGUGACCUCUGACCCCAUCACUGCCGUCGGGGUGGUGGCGUCCAAAAGCGGCGCCCCUGCAGACUUCUAUGUGGUUGCACAAACAACAGAUGGCGGUGAUGCUGACCUCUGGAAGGACGGCUUAUUCAAAUCCAAGGUCAAGCGCUUUCUCUGUUUCUCCCGAGCAUCCCCUCAACACGUGCAUGAGGAGAGAGUGCUGGUGGACUUGAAGCUCGUCGACCUCAAGGACGUUCUGCCUGCGGAUUUUUACCCCAUCCAAGAAACCAUGGACACCAGUAAGCCCAACCACUCCCUGGACCCCACUCUCCCUCUUUUGGGCUGUGGUCCGGUGCUGUAG